GGCUCGCCUGCCUGGUGCUGCCCGGAGCCGCUGCGGAACCGAGCCGCUCCCGGAAACCCAGCAACUCCCGAAAAAAACCUCUAACUCCCGGAAACCUUUACCUCCCGGAACCGGAGCCGGCGGCGGCGGCGGCAGCUCGGUCCGGGUCGCGGGAGCGAGCGUGUCCGGGGCGGCGGGGACGCGCAUGCGGUGCGGGGUCGUUGUCGUGAUGAAUAAGGAAAUUAUGUCACGUGUGGUGAAGAAGAGGCAGGCGGAUCCCAAGGUGGUCCAGUAUGUGUGGGCCGCCAUCGAGGUCAUUCGCAACCAGAAACAAAUCGCAAACAUGGACAGGAUCUCCAAAUACCUGAGCCGUGUGUUCGGCCUGCACCCCAAGGAGACGGCCAGACAGCUGAGCCUGGCGGUGAAGGACGGCCUGGUGGUGGAGACGCUGACCGUGGGCUGCAAGGGCUCCAAGGCCGGCAUCGAGCAGGAGGGCUACUGGCUGCCCGGGGACGAGAUGGAGCCGAAGGCCGAGGGAAGCAAGGACUGGGAGGCGGAGAGCCACGACUGGUACUGCUUCGAGUGUCACCUACCGGGCGACGUCCUCCCGUGCGACAACUGCUUCCGCGUCUACCACCUUAAAUGUCUGUCGGAGGAGUGCAAGCCCCGAGACGGCGGGUCUCACUGGCAGUGCCUCGCCUGCAGGGGGAGUAAAAAGAAGAACCUGAACAAACAGGAAAUGUGUAAAUACCUGCGCUUCAUCAUCCAGCGAAUGAAGGAGAGGGCCGUGGACCUGAACAAAAAAGGCAAAGACACCAAACACCCCAUGUACAAACGGCUGAUCCACACGGCCCUGGACGUCUCCAACAUCCAGGAGAACCUGUCUGAAGGGAAGUACAAAAGCUUCGAUGAGUUCAAAGCAGAUGUUCAGCUGAUCGUUCACAACACGUCCAUCCUGUAUGGAGUUCACAGUGACCAGGCCGAGAUCGCACGGCUGCUCUUCACUGACACAUGUCAUGAGCUGAACGAGUUGUUGUUGUGUAAGAACUGUUUCUACUUGUCCAACGCCCGCCCAGACAACUGGUUCUGUUAUCCCUGUACCCCCAGUCACGACCUGGUCUGGGCCAAGAUGAAGGGUUUCGGCUACUGGCCGGCCAAAGUUCUUCAGAGGGACGACAACCAGGUGGACGUGCGCUUCUUUGGACACCAGCACCAGAGAGCCUGGAUCCCGGCGGACAACAUCCAGGACAUCAAGGUGAGCGUGCAGCAGCUGCAGGUGAAGCGCAGCAACGGCUGGAAGAAGGCGUGCGAAGAGCUGGAGGUGUACCAGCGCUUCCUGAGGGAGGGGCGCUUCUGGAAGGCAAAGAUGGACGAGGGCCCGUCGCCCCCCCAGGCCCCCCAGACCCCUCAGCCCCUGCAGCCCCACCAGCCCACCCACAGCCAGCGGCAGCAGCAGGAGGAGGCCAGCGGCAGGACGGAGCGGCUGGAGCAGACGGAGGAGGCCGAGUCCAGCAUCUCCUCCACCAGCAACGAGCAGGUCCGCCAUCUCAAAGGCAGUCAGGAGCCCAAGGCGAAGAAAAGCCGACGGACUCAAACUGUCGAACCCAAAGAGGAAGCCAGUCAGGACCUGGAGCCGGAGAUGGAGGCGGUCAGCUCCAGCCAGGAGAUCCCGGUGUCGUCGGCGCCGCCGCAGCCCGAGAAGCUGUCCGUGUCCACGCAGACGAAGAAGGCCAACGGCGGGUCGCCGCGCACGCUGCACCGCGGCACCCAGACCAACAGCGAAGGCGCCUGCCAGAUGAUGUGCCACGAGAAAUACACCAAGGUGUUCAACGACGUCAAGGAGAUGAUGAAGGCCGACAACAAGAGGGAGACGGAGCGGGUCGUCCGGGAAGCUCUGGAGAAGCUUCGCGCGGAGAUGGAGGAGGAGAAGCGGCAGGCGGUGAGCAAGGCGGUGGCAGCCGCCCAGGCGGAGAUGGACAGGAAGUGCAAGCAGGUGAAGGAGAAGUGUAAAGAGGAGCUGGUGGAGGAGGUGAAGAAGAUGGUGGCGCAACACAAGCAGCUCAUCUCUCAGACCAAGAAGAAGCAGUGGUGUUAUAACUGUGAAGAGGAGGCCAUGUACCACUGCUGCUGGAACACCUCGUACUGCUCCAUCAAGUGUCAGCAGGAGCACUGGCACGCCGACCACAAACGAACCUGCCGCCGGAAGAGAUGAGCAGGCCCCGCCCCCUUCCACAGGCCCCGCCCCCUUCCACAGGCCCCGCCCCCUUCAGCACGCUCCCCAACAUCAGUCGGUGUCGGCAACACACACACUUCCCUCCCACGUCUCUGCUCUUCUUCCUGGAAACGUUGCAGUUUUCCCGCGUGCCGAGUGAUUGUUCUCUUCCUCUUAUUAUUUUAUUUUUUUUGUUCGUUCCUACUAUUUAACGUACCCAUUGUAUUAUUAUUUUUCCUCUUCUUGUGCUUUAUUUUGCUUUAUAAGACAUUUGUAUUUCUUUUUUUCCCCCUUUUUUCUGAAAUGCUGGUUUUCGUGUCGGAGGAAUGUGUUAUUUAAGUGCGUAGGAACAAGCAAGCGUCGAGCGGAAAAACAUUUUAUUAUCCGAAUUUUAAGAAGAAAAAAAAAAUCAUGUUUUUUCUUACUGUAAAUGGAACAAACAAAACGUGCGUUUUACUGAACGUUUAAACCCAAACACGAGUCCCGCCGCAGCUCCAGCUCGCUCUGCUUUCACAGAGAAAACUUUUCAACUCAAAAUAAACCGCUAGCAUCUUGAAUCGUCGACGACGGGGCUUUUUUUUAAAUAUAAAUCUGAUCAUGGUCAAGUCGCUCAUGGGGAACAGGGUCAGAAUAUCGGCUUCCAAAGAAGCCGGCAGAAUAAAUCAGUCACGUAUGUUUUUUGUUUUUUUUAAUCAUUAUUGAACGUGUUUCGGUUACUUUUCUCCGGCUGGACUGUUUUUUAGAGUUUGAUGGUCAAAUAAAAGGUUUUUAAUCUGCUCUUAACGUAUAAAAUGCAGUUUUCCUGAGUUUUAAUCCGGCGACGGAUGGACCGACGUGAAAUAAAGAAUAUAAAAUAACGAUAUGCAAAGACGCGGUCAGAUCAGCGGAUCUUUUCUGGUGUUGGUUUUGUGUAAACCUGGUGUCUGGAUCCCUUUGCUUUUUCGUCUUUUAGGAAACAAAGGUGGCAAUAAAAUGGCCAAGUUUUAUUGGGGGGGGUUCCUCAGUUAUGAAGAUGAACUGAACGGAGGAAAUGAAUUCUCUAACUUGCUGCCUUUUUCCCGCUUCCCGACCAUCAUUUCAUCGACGUGGGGAACCUAAACGGCGUUGACUCAGCUUCACUCAGCUUUAGAUUUGACUUAAAUCCUUAUUAUUUUAGCUGUGAAUGAGAACUCGACACAUCUUUUCGUGCGUCUCAGAUUCUCAAAUCAGAUUCUUGGCGAUCGAACACCAGUAGAGUUGAGGCCGACAGAGAUCUCUCACAGAUGACGCAGUCGGCUUUUGGUUCUUCGGGUCGUCCUGCAGCGAUUGUUCACUUCCAUCUCGGUUCUUUGUGCUUCGUUCUGCCGGACAAAUCAGCUGGAACUAAAUCAUGGAAAAAUAUCGAUCACGGCCUCCCUCUCCGUGUGAAGCCCAGAGGAGCAGGAAGCUCAUCUCAGACAGAGAAUAAUCAUUUAUAAUCUUGCUACACUUUCUUUUUUUAAACCAACACGGAUCAACGGUUCUGAUAACGGUCUAACGUCCUUUUUAAACCCGGCAGUCGUCAGUGAAACCCAACAAGCGUCCCCUCGUACGGGCCUGGAUCACAGUAAUUAUGGUAAUAAAGGUGGGGUAAGCCACCUCUAACCCGGGGCAGGUCUUGGCAACCCGCCCGCUUAAAAUCAAAACAAACGUUUUGAUUUAUAUUAAAACAUUGAACGUUGUUUUGUUUUUUAAAUCAGUAAAAUUUAAAGCAGUAAAUAUCAUGUUUCCAACAAUAAAAGUACAGCUUUGAAAUGUGAAUUAAUAAAUCAUGCUCCCUCUCUGCUGUGCUUCAGCCCUGCCCC
Molecule: messenger RNA, 4014 nt
Organism: Cololabis saira (Pacific saury)
Lineage: Eukaryota; Metazoa; Chordata; Actinopteri; Beloniformes; Belonidae
Gene: zmynd11
Product: zinc finger, MYND-type containing 11
Exons: 16
Coding region: 185-2191 (668 amino acids)
Biological process (GO): regulation of transcription elongation by RNA polymerase II
Molecular function (GO): protein binding; DNA binding; transcription corepressor activity
Source: RefSeq, a predicted model, not a curated record